Molecule: messenger RNA, 858 nt
Organism: Anisakis simplex (herring worm)
Lineage: Eukaryota; Metazoa; Nematoda; Chromadorea; Rhabditida; Anisakidae
Source: the annotation of a GenBank genome assembly
AUGCCAGACGAAAGGUACCGUCUCGUUGUACUCGGUUCAGCAAAAGUUGGUAAAACAUCAUUGAUUCGACGAUAUCUCUACGGUGAAUUCUCUGACAAAUACAAAGAAACAAUUGAAGAUCUUCAUUCAAGAGAUUUUGUGAUUCAGGGUGAACGCUUAUCACUAGAUAUACUCGAUACAAACUUCAACUUUCCCGACAUGCGCAAACUUGCCAUUGCAUCAGCAGAUAGCUUCUUGUUGGUUUUCGCUGUCGAUGACAUACAAAGCUUCAAAGAGAUGAGUGAAUUAUGGAGUGAAAUUUGUGAACGACGUGCCGAUAUUCGCCAGAUGCCGACUGUUAUCGUUGGUAACAAGAGAGAUGUUUCAUCGAAGAAGAUAUAUGAGGCUACGGCAUCAGCGUGGACAUCCAGAUUAAAUGCGAACAUCCGCUACAUAGAAGCGUCCGCAAAAACGUCAGAAAACGUCAUAUCCAUAUUCAGAAAUCUUCUCGAACUCAGCAACUUCCCGAACAACAACCGAAAUAUAAGUCGAAAAUGUGGUGGGUCUGUUGAGGGUGGCUCGGUGGAUGACAGCACUAAAUUGCAACAACACCAUGUCGCGUUAUCGUGCUCUCUUUCACCAUCUAUCGCAAGGAGCUCAAAUAAUGACUUGAAACGAAAUCGCUCGCUACGGGUGAAAAGCACACAACAAAAGAAGGAUCAUCUCGAGAGACGAACUAGCGACGACGAAAUGAAAUCACUGGAACGUUCAAGUAGUCUGAUACGAAGAACCAAGCACCUUUCGUUCAGAAUCCGCGCUCACACGAAUCGUGCUCUGGAAGAGACGAACAAUGACCAAAGCGAUUGUAGAAUCACCUAA